Molecule: messenger RNA, 3399 nt
Organism: Anopheles aquasalis
Lineage: Eukaryota; Metazoa; Arthropoda; Insecta; Diptera; Culicidae
Gene: bbx
Product: bobby sox
Biological process (GO): regulation of transcription by RNA polymerase II
Cellular component (GO): nucleus
Molecular function (GO): RNA polymerase II transcription regulatory region sequence-specific DNA binding; DNA-binding transcription factor activity, RNA polymerase II-specific
Source: RefSeq, a predicted model, not a curated record
CAUCGGCAUCGAAAACAAACUCGCAUCGAGUGCUCAUCGUCUCAGUAGUCGUCGUUGUCGGUGUCGCCGUCGCGUUGGUCUCUUCGCCGCCUUCGAUUCAACAAAAAUAUAAAACUCUUCUGCUUUGCCUCCGCCUGUGCCGUCGCUGUGCUCUGUUCUGGAGACGUUCAAACUCGUAAAAACCCGUGUGUCGUGUCAUCGUCGCCGUGAUGAAAAUAUAAUAAUUGUUUAUAAUUUCGUUUUGCGACUUAGACAGUGGCGAGGGUGGGGUGGAUUUGGUGGGAGAACAAGUGUAGCACAAAACGUGUGGCAGCUCGCACCGCAUGCAAUUGGUUCGUGGACAGUGCAUCGUGCAAGAUGUUUCAAAAUCACUUCGAGAAGACGUCCAUGUUUAAUGGGACAGACAUGGCCUUUCCUGGUGUUGGUGGUGGGGCAUUCUACAAAACUACAGUCAACAACAGCAACAACAAUAGCUGGCAUUACAGCGACGGAGCGGUGGUCGCCACUAUCGUCCCACAAAAUGGCGUCGCAUUGGACUCCAUUUGCUCCAAAGAUCUGCUGCCAGUAAAUGCUAACGAUACUUCGUACCAACAGUUCGGAACGGCACAGGAAACGAUCGAAACACAAGCCAUGGAACAAGAUGCGGACCAGGAUGACUCAGAAACACUCAAGCCUCCAACUGUGGCCACGUCAUCUGCCGCUGUCCCUUCGCGACCCAUGAAUGCGUUCCUGAUGUUCUGUAAGAAGCAUCGCCGGAUUGUAAGCGAACACUUUCCGAAGAAAGAGAACCGAUACCAUACGAAGGUGCUGGGAGAAUGGUGGAAGCAGCUGAGCAAGGAGGAAAAAGAACCGUAUGAAUCACUGGCCCGUGAGCACAAGGCAGAGCUCUAUGAGGCCGGAUAUCGUUGGUCCAGGCAAGGACUUGAGGUAAUCGUUCCGGCACCUGAUGCACAAAUGAACUUAGUACAAAGCAACGGUAUUGGUGAGGGAACACCGGAGACACGAGUACCUGAGGAAAGUAACGAUACGGUUGACGGGAACUUGGAGGCGGCCAGAUCGCUGCUCGCUCUGUUCAACAGCAGCAACCAAGAGGAAGAGGAACUGCCAGCACAACCAAUGACGGAGUUCAAGCUGGCCGAUGAAACAAAGAUGGGGGCGCUGAGUACUUUGAUGCCGCAACAGCCGGUCACGGAUGGCUCCACCAGUGUGGCGAUAGAACAAACGAAGCAAAUCGUCGAUAAUCGUCCCUGUGAUAUGGCAAGCGAUAUGGUGGAACCGUAUCAAAACAUGCGGCAACAUUAUCUCUCACAGACCAUCCCCCGAUCGGAUCAUUCGCUGGUUAAUGGCGGGCAAUCGAACGGAGUGGUCUAUAGUCGUGCACCGCGCAAAGUAAAGGGCAAACUUUACGAACAGUACAAACAAUCCCAGCAGCUGCAAGCGAUGCAAGCUCGCAGACCCUCGCGAUCACCACCAUCGUCGACCGUUACUACGUCGGACAUCACACCAAACAUUACCGCACAGACUGUCACUGCACCGAAGAGUCCUCCAAAGGUUCCUCAAGCUCAUGCCGGUGUCGCUCGCCGUGAAGUAGUACCCACUGCUAGCGAGAUAGCCCGGUAUGGGCGUGCGGUGCAGGAGUUGCAGCAAAAAAUCAAAGAUCUGCCCCCGAAACGGUUGGAAGAUUAUCUCGCUAAGAAGGUUGUCAGCAAGCGCCACAGACUCCGUCACGGUUCGGGAAAUGAGAAGAAACCUAGAGCAACGUUCCUCCAGCGAAGCCAUCAUCAAUCGGCUCUCUCGGCUCCAGUUGAAGUGACCGCGAUACCAUCCAUUGCUGCCAUCGAGCCAGUCGACUUUGGCGAAAAACCAAGGAUCAGCGGUUGUCGCAAGCGCAAGGGGCUAAAGGAACACAUUGUCCGUAUCAACAGUAUUCAGUAGAGUUUGUGCUGUGGUGCUGUCUGGCGCAUCUGGGCGCGCUAAGCGAAUGCUGAUAUAAACCGUCGCAAAAAAGCGCUCCAAUUCGAGGCGCGUUACCGAAAUCAUAGGUUUAAGUGUAGUUUUAGUUUUUUUUAUUGUAUUUUAUUUAUUUUUGUUUUUUGUUUAAAUCUGAAUAUCGAAUAACCCUUUCGGCCCUCCCCCUCCUUUUGUUCCUCUACAUUGCGCACUGAUUCUGUCCCGUUCUGAUAGACGCCAGUAAGUUAAUUUAUGUUUUGUUUUUUUUUUUUCAUGAAAGCAGCGAAAGACUUGGUAAACUAAUGUGGCUGUUUGAAUCAGGGGUGCAGUCUAUUCUCGCCUUGGUCACAGCUUGUGACUAGGCAGAUAGUAGGGUUAGGAGUUUAGUAUUUAGUUGAUUUGCUUUUCGUAUUGCUUUACGAUUGUUUUACUUUGAUUACGUUGAGAUGAGAAAGCUGGAGGAAAGUGAUAGAUAGAAAGCGAUAAAGAGAGAACAGAAGACGAUGUUGGCAGUCCUAGUCCAAGUGUUCUCGAGUCAUUUUCACCAUCAAAGGAUACCUCGAGUAGCUGAGCUGUGUUGUUAAGUUGGUUUGUGCUUGCUUUGUUUUAUGAUUUGCUUUAUUUUGUCAUUUUACGGGUAAUUUGCAGCCACUUCUCUGUGUAACUGCAAUGAUAGGAAUUCCUUCCAUGUGCCGUAAGAGAAAGGAUCGCUUGUAUCGCACAGUUUUUUUUAACGCUAGUUACUAUCUGCUUCUGUUUCUGCUACAUUUUGCUAUACGUAAUAUCUAUUUUAACCAUUAUCAUAUAAUUUAAAUUUGUCUUUUUCAUCUUGCAAAAUCGAGAACAAUUGCGCCGGAAGCGUGAACAAUUCCGUACAGUGACCGGAAAAAAUGGUUUAAAUUUAGUUUUCACCCCUUUCGUUUAUCGUGCGUGCACUCCAAUACAUCACUCUCUAGCUACAAGCCCUGUUUAUACUUUUCACUUAAUCCACCGCAAUUAAUUAUGUUUUGAUUCUUAUUAACUCUGCGGCGCCAACUCCCAAAGAACGAUGAUUUCUUCAUCUUACUUUCACCUUUACCGUUAUCCCUGCAAUCCUUAGUAAUACGGUAGUGUAGUGGCAAGUUUUGGAUAACGACAAGUCAAUCUAAUUGGACACUUUCUCAGCGCAAAAGCUAGUAUUGUAUUGUCAUUUGAUAAAAAAACAAAAAAACAAAACGAGCGAAAGCCACUGUGGGCUUCUGUAACUGUGUCACUAGUGCCUCGAAGGGAACAGAGAAAGUGAUUGAUUUUCUAGGGAGUUAGGAAUCCUGGUCGCAUGGCCAGCGGUAGCCCAGUAUAGAGGCUGCAGUUCGGGGAAGAUGUAGAGGAAGAUUGUGGACCAAGUUGAUUUGAAGAAACUGGAAUCUAAAACCAAUCAAAAUAUAUCCCAGGCAGACACGUGGUUUCGAA